AUGUUGAGGCGAGAAUUGAAUUUUGUCAACAUCAAGGAAACAUAUUGGACGGACAGUAAAGUUGUUCUUGGUUAUGUUUCAAAUGAUUCUCGUCGAUUUCACAUAUAUGUGGCAAACCGAGUUCAAGAGAUUCGUGAUCAUAGUGAGCCAAAUCAAUGGUUUUAUGUGGAUACAAAGAACAACCCAGCUGAUGAUGCCUCAAGAGUGGAAAAAGAGUUUUCACAUGAAUUCGAAGAGCUUGAUGCUUCGGAUCCAGAAAUACGUAAUUCUGUGACAUUUUUGACUGAAGUAAAAGAGCGAUCUUUCCCAAGUCUUUUGGAGAGAUUGUCAAUGUUUUCAAGUUUAUACAAAGCUCAGAGAUUUUUUGUCAUUUUAUGCCGAUGGCUGAAAAUUCUUCAAAAUCAUAGAAACAAGAAUUUUACUUCAUCUUUUGGUUCAAUAACUGUACAAGAGAUGGAAGAUGCUAAGAAGAUAAUUUUAAAACUUAUGCAGUGUCAAGUGUAUCCAGAUGAAAUCGAAAUAUUGAACAAACCUAAGAAAUUCGAUACUGUAAAAAAAUCAUCAUCAUUAUUCAAGCUUGAUCCAUGUAUAAGAUCUGAUGAAUUGUUGAGAAUUGGAGGAAGAUUGAAAGAUUCAAGUUUGCCUGAAGAAUUGAAGCAUCCUGUUAUAUUGCCCAAGUCUCAUCAUAUUACAACUCUGAUAAUCAAGCAUUAUCAUGAAGUCGUGAAACAUCAAGGACGUGGAAUUACACUCAAUGAAAUAAGAUCUGCUGGAUUUUGGAUAGUUUCUGGCAUUGCUGCUGUCUCAAGUUUCAUACAUCACUGCACAAAAUGUAGGAGACUUAGAGGAACGUUUCAAGAACAGGAAAUGGCUGAUUUACCAAAAGACAAAACGGAUGACAGUCCAUGUUUUUCAUUUUGUGCUACAGAUUUAUUUGGCCCCUUCAUUAUCAAUAAAGGGAGGAGAGAACUCAAGAGAUAUGGAGUUUUAUUUACAUGUAUGGCAUCGCGUGCUGUUCGUGUUGAAAUCGCCCCAAGUUUAGAAACCGACAGCUUCAUAAAUGCUCUAAGAAGAUUUAUUUGCAGAAAUGGAUCAAUCAGACAACUGAGAUGUGACCGUGGAACAAACAUGGUUGGAGCAUCAAGAGAAUUAAGAGAGGGUCUACAGUUCAAUGUUAGCGCCGCAAGUUACCAGGGAGGCGUUUGGGAACGUCAAUUUCGUAGUAUAAGAGCAGUUCUUUCAUCCAUCCUGGAAAAGAAUGGAAGGCAACUAGAUGAGGAUUCUCUUCGCACUCUGAUGGCAGAGGCUGAAGCAGUUGUCAAUGGACGUCCUCUAGUUGUGGAUAAUUUGUCAUGUCCUGAUUCACCACUGCCUCUGACGCCUAAUCAUUUGUUGACUGCGAAGACAAGACUUGUAUUACCACCACCAGGUGUAUUUGGAAGGGAAGAUUUGUACUCGCGUAAAAGAUGGAGGAGAGUACAGCAUUUAGCCAAUGAAUUUUGGAUUCGAUUUCGUAAAGAAUAUUUACAAUCACUCCAAGUUCGUCAAAAGCGGAACAAAGUUCAACGUGACCUCAAAAUUGGUGAUAUUGUCAUAGUCGUUGACAAAAAUACAUCAAGAAAUCAGUGGAAGAUGGCGAGAGUUGUUGAUGUCUAUACCGAUGCAGAUGGUCAUGUUCGAAGAGUUCGAGUUCUCGUAGGAGAUUCAACACUCGAUGAGAGAGGAACGCGUAAAAAGGAUGUUCUCUUUCUUGAUCGUCCAAUCCAAAAGUUGAUUCUUUUCUUGGAGAGUGGAGAUACGGGAGAAGAUUCCCGGCGAGGGAGCCAGAAAUAG
Molecule: messenger RNA, 1833 nt
Organism: Styela clava
Lineage: Eukaryota; Metazoa; Chordata; Ascidiacea; Stolidobranchia; Styelidae
Source: RefSeq, a predicted model, not a curated record